AUGACAGCUAGAUUGUGGCAACAGGGAACAGGGUACCAGGAGUGGCAGUUUGGAACCCUUAUUCGAAAAAAACAAACUCCUACUACCUGUAAUGCACCCAACCUCCCUCAAUAUCAAGUCAUUAUCCCAAUUUCACAAGUCUUUUGGGAUCCAGUACUUCCACUUCCACCUGCAGUUGAGGACAUACAGCUGUUCCUAAAUCCUCUUGCAACUGAAACUGCGCCUGCAUCAGUAAAAGCUUAUAAAAUUCGUAAUAGUCACAAGACUGUAUUAACAAAACAACUCAAUGAUCUUAAACAAGAACUUGUUAGUCUGAAAGUACAAAAGAUAGCUGGAGGUGCUGCAUCAAAAUUAACAAAGAUUCGAGAAGUUCGCAAAUCCGUUGCAAGAGUAAAUACAGUUAUUUCACAAACACAACGCGCACAAAUUCGACUUUUUUAUAAGGGUAAAAAAUAUAAACCCCUUGAUCUUAGACCAAAGAAAACCCGUGCAAUUCGUAGAAAGUUGACUAAAAAUGAAGCUUCAAAGAAAACUAGACGUGCUCAUAUUAAAGCAAUUCAUUUUCCACAACGUAAAUAUACCAUUAAAGCAUAA
Messenger RNA from Entrophospora sp. SA101, 594 nucleotides. NCBI's taxonomy places the organism in Eukaryota, Fungi, Glomeromycota, Glomeromycetes, Entrophosporales, Entrophosporaceae. The record is from the annotation of a GenBank genome assembly.